Messenger RNA from Pan troglodytes (chimpanzee), 4230 nucleotides. RefSeq names its product G protein subunit gamma transducin 2 (gene GNGT2). Gene Ontology annotation, biological process: G protein-coupled receptor signaling pathway. The record is from RefSeq and is a predicted model, not a curated record. The coding region runs from base 404 to 613 and encodes 69 amino acids. Gene Ontology annotation, molecular function: G-protein beta-subunit binding. Gene Ontology annotation, cellular component: heterotrimeric G-protein complex. The transcript is spliced from 5 exons. Lineage: Eukaryota; Metazoa; Chordata; Mammalia; Primates; Hominidae.
UUGCUUUUGGUUUCCUCUGCGUGAGACCCAAACCUGCUUGCAAAGGGCAGGCAUGCUCAUUCCGGGACAAGAGGAAGUCAGUCCUGCUCCCCGAGCCUGUGUCUCUCUGUCCCCUGCCCAGAGGAAGGGGGAAGCCAGGGGCCCAUUUGGGGGCCCAGCCCCCAAUCCCACCCAGCAGAGGAAACCAAGGUCGGGGCAGCUGUGAUUGCUCCCUGGUCCUGGAGAGGAAACUGGAAGCAGCGGUGGACAGAGCACUGAGCCUGCCUAGGAGGCCAUCUGCUUUAUCUGAAGAUUUUCAGCUGAUGAAGAACUAGGAGGCUCAAACACUAUCUUACCUGAGUCCAGGACAAGUGACUUGGAGAGUGCGCUCUUCUGUGGCAGGAUCAGGUCUGUCUAGGGCAGGAUGGCCCAGGAUCUCAGCGAGAAGGACCUGUUGAAGAUGGAGGUGGAGCAGCUGAAGAAAGAAGUGAAAAACACAAGAAUUCCGAUUUCCAAAGCGGGAAAGGAAAUCAAGGAGUACGUGGAGGCCCAAGCAGGAAACGAUCCUUUUCUCAAAGGCAUCCCUGAGGACAAGAAUCCCUUCAAGGAGAAAGGUGGCUGUCUGAUAAGCUGAUGGCAUGGAGCCCCGCCCUGAGUGUCUGUCCCUCUUCAGCCAAGCCCAAGUCUCCUAGACCCCCAGGGAGCCAGUGAACUGUCACCUUCUCUUCAUCACAGAAUGAGUAAAGAUCCCUGAACAAAUGCAUUGUGAACCCAUUCCCCACUCCCACCUUCAACUCUUUUCUCCCAUUAUUUCCUCCACCUGCUGGGUCUCUGCUGACCUUGCUGGGAACACUCUGAGGACAGUGUGGCUGGCCGAGCGGUUGGCCCCAUGGGUGGUGGGGUGUGAGGAGCCUGCAAUACCCUGAGACCCCAGAGGGCAGUCCUUAGGAAGCACUUACACCACCUGGGAACCCCUCCGUCUUUUCCCUCCACUCUCAUCCUAGGAAUAAAGCAUUUCCACGCCAGAGUAGUUUGGGCUGGGGGCCAGGGUUGGGUGGUCCUGUCCCUCCAUAUCAUGUCCUACCCUAUGGUCCUGUUCCUAGUCAUUUAGAUCACCCCAGAUGGCCUGAUGACAACAAGAGUUUGUGAAGUUAUGAUUUCAUGAUUUCUUUAAUAUUGUCAAGUAGUCUGUUAGUGCUGGGCACUAUGGAUGGAAGAGUGUGCAAGACGAACAUGGCUCCUAUUUUCAUGGAAUUUAGUGGAGAAGACAUGAAACAAUUUACAAUUAAGUCCAUAAAUGCUACAAUGGGGAGAGUCAAGGGCAGUGUAGGAACACACAGCCGAGAGACAUUCAGGGCAAUGAACAAUGUCAAUGUAAAUGCCGUCGAGGGGUGCAGAAUGGGGGCUGGAAAAGCAUGAGGCUAGAGAGGGAGAUUGGGGUCAAGUCUUGAAGGACCUUUCGGUGAACUCAGUUAGGAACUUUCUUCUUUAUCCUAAGAGCAAUAGGAAGCCUAGGACGGUAUUUAAGCAGAUUCUGGUUAGCAGAAGGGAGGCUGGAUCCUGCUAAGGACUGGGAAUGUAGUGAUGGAUCAGACCAAUUCCUGGGCCUUGCCAGCAAGGAAAGGACUGAAAGAGCCGCAGACAAACCAGCACUCACAAUACAAUAUGCUCAGUGCAACAGCGGAGAGGUCUGCGAGGGCUAUGAUGGAAUCCCAUAGGAGGGCUACCUAAUCUUGCUGAAGGGGUGCGUUGAGUCCUGGGAAGGAAGACAGGAAAGGCCUUUAGAAGGAGGUGAUAUCCGGAGCUGAGUUCUAAAGGGUUAAGUUGUCAAUGGGUGGAUGGAUGGCACUUCUGGUGGGCCAGUAUAAACAGAGGCAUGAUAUGAGAAAGGACCAUGGUUUGAAUGGGAGCACCAAUCAGGUUGGAGUGGGAAUGUCAAGAGGUCUAGAUCCUUAGGAUCUGCUGCUAGAGAGGGCUUGGAGGUGAUUAGAGGGGUCUUGUUUGCUGAACUAAACAAACUUAUUUGCUGGGAAUGACUUGGUAAUGUUAGAAGGAAAUUUGCUUUUUUGGGGGAGAGGGUGACAAAGUCUUGCUCUGUCGCCCAGGUUGGAGUGCAGGGGUGCAAUCAUGGCUCACUGCACCCUCUGCCUCCUGGGCUCAAGCAAUCCUCCCACCUCAGCCUCCCAAGUAGCUGGAACUACAGGUGUGUGCCACCAUGCUUAGCUAAUUUUUAAAUUUUUUUGUAGAGACAGGGUCUCACUAUAUUGCACAGGCUGAUCUCGAACUCCUGGCCUCAAGCAAUCCUCCUGCCUCGGUCUCCCAAAGUGCUGGGAUUAUAGGCGUGAGCUACCAAGCCUGGCUGGAAAUUUGCUUUUUACAAGAUUGAACAGGGAAAGAGUAAAGGCAGAGUGGCAGUUAAGGAGGUGAUUUUUCCAUCAGGGGUUAGGUGAGGAAGGCCUGAAUUAGGGCAGUGGCCAUAAGUCUCGGGGGCGGUAGGUAAGCUGAUGAGUUCUUUGGGAAAUAAAGUUUUCAGAUCUUGACACUUCUUUGAGUUAUGAGUGAGGGAGAAUGAGUUGUCAAGGAUGGCAUCCAAGUUUCUGGCUUGUAGGGUUUACUAGAUAGAAAUGAAAGCAAGUCUCUGAAAACAAACCUAAUCUAAUAGUCAUCCUACAUACUACAGCUGCAGCCUCCCUUCCCCAGCUGGUCACAGCCCAAAUGCCAAGGGUGAGGUCACAGGGCCUCUGUGGUCAAAAUCCAGGAUCUCCACUUCCCAAUUCCAUCCUGACUCCAUCUCACCAUUCUGCAAGCUGGUGUCAAUUCAACCACUCUCCAUAUACUCUGCUCAAGAGAAGGAAAAGAUGAGGAAUGAGAAAGGAAAAACAUUAAAGACAGUAAUCCUUCCUUCAAAAAAUGGGGAAAGGUAAAUAUUCCAUAGGGCUCUGGCAGUAAGGAAGGAAAAAAAGAUGGGAGGCCAGUCAUGCAGCCAUCGGCCAUGUGGCUACAGCUUCCUUCUUCCACCUGCCCAGUCCUUAUUCUCCUGUCUUCAGGCAGGCUCUCACUGGUUGGGGUUCUGGAUCCAGAGCGGCAACUCUAACCUCUGUUCCUGAGGCUCUUCAACCCUUGGUGGGACUCUGAUUAGAGUAGCAGUUUCUUCAGCCCACCGUUCCGCAGGGCAUUGUGCCCCAGGUGUUCUCUGUUUCCUCCUGUACCUUUCCUGGCCACACCAGGGUGUGGUAACAAUCACAGGACACCCUGAGUCUCAGGGUCGGUCAUCAGCCUGACAUUCUGACCCCCUUUUCUGUCUCUUCCUAAUGCCACAGGGAGCCUCAAAUGGCACGGUAGAAAUCUCAGCUUCUAAAGGGAUUAUGACAUUGUGCCCUGUGGCUUCCUUCCCUCCCUUCUUUCCUUCUUUCCUUCCUUCCUUCCUUUCUUCUUUUUUUCUGAGACACAGUUUUGCUCUUGUUGCCCAGGCUGGUGUACAAUGACCUGAUCUUGGCUCACUGCAACCUCUGCCUCCUGGGUUCAAGUGAUUCUCCUGCCUCAGUCUUCCCAAGUAGCUGGGAUAACAGGCAUGCACCACCACGCCCAGCUAAUUUUAUAUUUUUAGUAAAGAUGGGGUUUCUCCAUGUUGGUCAGGCUAGUCUCGAACUCCUGACUUCAGGUGAUCCGACUGCCUUGGCCUCCCAAAUUGCUGGGAUUACAGGUGUAAGCCACCGUGCCCAGCGGGCAGCAUUCCUUUCUUGCAUGCCCAGACCUUCACACUCUUGAUUAGGAGGACAAGAAUGAUAAUUCGGAGAGUGGGUCAUUGAUGCCAUCUGAGCCAUCCUUUCCCUCCUCUAGCCUACAGAUCCUUGAGUUUUUUAGCCAUGAAGGGAAAACACUGUAAGUUGUUUCUGGUUCCAUUCAUAGCACAGCCAGCAACCUUCCUGACAUUACUUAGUCUUUGCAAAGUGGUGUCCACCUACCUGGCACCACCCUGGGUCUUUACUAGGGCAGCCUAUCACUCAGCCACUUGCUUCUAAAUAACAGACACAUGGUGAGAUCAGCAAAUCCUGUUGACAGUAGCCCCAACCUUAUUUCUUUUUGUUUCUUUGGUAGUUUUAUUUUGAAGAAUUUUAGAUUUACAGAGGCGUUGCAAAGUUAGUACAGAGAGUUCCCAUAUACCCUUAACCCGGCUUCCCCUAAUGUUAACAUCUUCAUAACCAUGGUACUUUUAAAAUUAAAAAAUUAACAUUUGUAUAACACUGUUAA